Messenger RNA from Paecilomyces variotii, 1586 nucleotides. Its product is annotated as putative eukaryotic translation initiation factor 3 subunit 2I. Gene Ontology annotation, cellular component: cytoplasm; eukaryotic translation initiation factor 3 complex, eIF3m. Bases 270 to 1280 code for a protein of 336 amino acids. The transcript is spliced from 4 exons. Gene Ontology annotation, biological process: cytoplasmic translational initiation. The record is from RefSeq and is a predicted model, not a curated record. Gene Ontology annotation, molecular function: protein binding; translation initiation factor activity; RNA binding. NCBI's taxonomy places the organism in Eukaryota, Fungi, Ascomycota, Eurotiomycetes, Eurotiales, Thermoascaceae.
GGCUGGACCCUAAAUACCGGAGGUUCUAUAUAUCCGGUAAUACCGUUUCAAAACAGGCGGCAACACUGUAUCAAAGUCUUGGCGCGCAGCCGGGAACUGUGCGAUGAAAAUCAUCAGGCCGUUUGCUGUCGACGACGACGAGCCCGCCAUAUUCCCCGCCACCCUUUCUAUCAACGUCCGCGGAUCAAGAGAUAGUUUUCUCUUCACGAAUACCAGAGAGCAGUUGUGUCCAGCUGCUCUAAUAUCCAUCAGAUUCCGAUCAGGCCAACAUGAGGCCUAUUUUGCUGCAGGGCCAUGAACGGUCCCUGAACCAGAUCAAAUAUAACCGCGAUGGCGAUCUGAUUUUUUCGGCCGCGAAGGACAAGAUUCUUUGCGCCUGGUUUUCCGCCAACGGUGAACGACUUGGAACCUACCAAGGCCACCAGGGUGCUAUCUGGACGGUGGAUGUCAGCCCUGAUACUGUUCUGCUGGCGAGUGGUGCAGCAGACAACACGGUUCGACUAUGGAAUGUCAAGACUGGUGACUGUGUUAAGGUCUGGGAUUUCCCUACGGCGGUUAAGCGGGUUGAGUUCUCCCCGGAUGGGAGCCGGUUGCUUGCUGUGACGGAGAAGCGUAUGGGUUACUUGGGAACGAUCGUUGUAUACGACAUCCAAUAUGGCGAAAACCUGGAGGACCAGACCGACGAGCCCAGCCUGAAGAUCACCUGUGAGGAGAGCAAGGCCACUGUCGCAGGAUGGAGUUACCUGAACAAGUACAUCAUUGCCGGACACGAAGAUGGCAGCGUCAGCCAGUAUGAUGCGAAGACUGGAGAGCAACUGGAGAAUGUCCAGGCGCACGAGUUCGACAUGCUGGUUAGCGAUAUCCAAUUCUCCGCCGACCGCACAUACUUCAUUACUGCUUCGAAAGAUAAGAGUGCAAAGAUCUUGUCUGCGCGCAAUCUCGCAAUCCUGAAGACCUACCCCUCUGAUACCCCUCUCAACACCGCUUCCAUCACGCCCAAGAAGGACUUCGUGAUCCUUGGUGGUGGUCAGGCCGCUAUGGAAGUCACAACGACCUCCGCCCGUCAGGGUAAAUUCGAGGCUCGAUUCUAUCACAAGAUCUUCGAAGACGAGAUCGGCCGUGUACGUGGCCACUUCGGUCCCCUGAACACCAUCGCCGUCCACCCCGCCGGUACCUCCUACGCCUCUGGUGGAGAGGAUGGUUACGUCCGUGUCCACCACUUCGACAAGCCUUACUUCGAUUUCAUGUACGAAGUUGAGCGAGAGCAGCUGAGACGGUGAAUUUUCUUAAAAGACGGGGAAAAAAACAAGAAAAAACUAUAGACGGGUCAGGCUCCCACGGGGAGCCAAAAGAGUUUUCGGUCGUUCAGAUCUGAAAAAAAUGUCUGGCACAGUGUAUUGCAUGUAUUCACGACAAACGAGAGCAGGUACCUUCUUCUUUUUCUUCUAAGAGCAGAAAGAAAGAAAAAAAAGAGUACACGGGACGGAUGACCUUAAGAGUUUUCUAAAUUACCAGGGGAAAUGGGGCUUUUUCCCGGUUCGUUUCUAUUUACAUCACAACUCGGAGUUGGUAUCAUUGUCCUGUCU